Malassezia restricta is the source of this 777-nucleotide messenger RNA. Its product is annotated as anaphase-promoting complex subunit 10. Gene Ontology annotation, cellular component: anaphase-promoting complex. The record is from RefSeq and is a predicted model, not a curated record. The transcript is spliced from 3 exons. Lineage: Eukaryota; Fungi; Basidiomycota; Malasseziomycetes; Malasseziales; Malasseziaceae. Gene Ontology annotation, biological process: anaphase-promoting complex-dependent catabolic process; protein K11-linked ubiquitination. Bases 1 to 777 code for a protein of 258 amino acids.
AUGGCGUGUUGGAAGGAUAUCCUGGAUGUACAAGACCUUUCCACCAAAAGAGAUGUAGGCAGUAUUGAGGGUACAUCAUGGAUGCUGAGCUCUGCCAAGUCGCAAAACGGAAUUGCGCAACUCACAUCGGACGAUGUAGAAACGCUAUGGCAAAGCGAUGGUACGCAACCUCAUACUGUCACGAUCCAUUUUCCUCGGCGCACUGCCGUAACUCACGUCUCUAUAUACCUUGACAUUCUUCGAGACGACUCCUAUACACCCACGAGAAUACUUGUGAAAGCAGGCACGCACCCAUAUGAUGUCAUGGAUGUUCGGUACAGAGAGUUCCAAGAGCCACAGGGGUGGUAUCAUUUCGUUCUUUCAACUACACACGAGCAUGUGUUAGAAGAAGACGACGCACUGGAAUACCGGCGGAGCGAAAAGCUGGACGCUAUCGAAGUGUUUGUUCUACAGAUUUGUGUCUUGGGGAACCACCUUAACGGAAAAGAUACCCACAUUCGAUGUCUCAAAGUGUUUGGUCCGCCAACACCUGGAUUACAGCGGCAAAAUACGUCGCAAUCCGUAUCUCAGUGCACCAUGACCAAGCGUCUCGUGAAACAGGGCAUGCAGACAGAGGCGUUCCAUCGGCAAGUAGAACGCGUCGGAUACCAUCGCGCUGUCACACAACUAGAGCGCAUAAUGCAGCAGAGCUCGCAAAAUAUGCCCGACCAGGCUCCGCGUCCGGCGCAAUCCAGCGUCGAGCGUUCACUCAUGUCCCUCUCACAGACGCUCCGGUAG